AUGGCUUCCAGAUCAGAGGAGGAUCUCUGCUGUCCGGUCUGUCAGGAGGUCUUCAGAGAUCCUGUUCUUCUGUCAUGCAGCCACAGCUUCUGUAAAGUCUGUCUGAAGAACUGGUGGAGACAGAAUCCAUUACACCAGUGUCCAGUUUGUAAGAGAAGAUCUUCAAGAGAUGAUCCACCUUUAAACUUGGUGCUGAGGAACCUGUGUGAGUCCUUCUUACAGGAGAGAGAUCAGAGAUCUCCAGAGGCUCUCUGCAGUCUGCACUCUGAGAAACUCAGACUCUUCUGUCUGGAACAUCAGCAGCCAGUGUGUGUCGUCUGCAGAGAUUCAGAAAAACACUCCAACCACAGAUUCAGACCCAUCGAUGAAGCUGCACCACAGCACAAGAAGAACCUUCAGGAAACUCUGGAGCCCUUAAAGGAGAAGUUAAAGGUUUAUGAAGAAGUUAAAGUGAAGUGUGAUGAAACAGAGAAACACAUCAAGGUCCAGGCCCGAGACACAGAGAGGCAGAUUAAGGAGCAGUUCAAGAAGCUUCACCAGUUUCUAGCAGAGGAAGAGGAGGCCAGGAUGGCUGCACUGAGGGAGGAAGAGGUGCAGAAGAGUCAGAUGAUGAAGGAGAAGAUGGAGGCUCUGAGCAGAGAGAUAGCAGCUCUUUCAGACACAGUCAGAGCCACAGAGGAGGAGCUGAGAGCUGAAGACGUCUCAUUCCUCAACAACUACAAGGCUGCAGUGGAAAGAGUCCAGCGCUGCCCCCUGCUGGAUGCUCCACAGCUGCCCUCAGGAGCUGUGAUAGACCAGGCCAAACAUCUGGGCAACCUGGCCUUCAACAUCUGGAACAACAUGAAGGACCUGGUCUCCUACACUCCUGUCAUUCUGGAUCCAAACACUGCUCAUCCAGAUCUGAUCCUGUCUGAAGAUACCCUCAACAUCCUGUUACUUCUAGACCUCAACGCAGCCUUUGACACUGUGAACCACCCCAUCCUCCUUCAAAGGCUGCGCCAUCUCGAUGUUGAGGGCACUGCACUCGACUGGCUCACCUCCUACCUCACUAACAGGCAACAGUUCGUCUCCCUCUCUGGCCACACCUCCUCCCUCUCUCCAGUCAAUCAGGGGGUCCCUCAAGGCUGUCCUCUGACCCCUCCUCUUCAUCUGCUACCUCUUCCCCCUUGGCACCAAAUCCACCCUCAACAAUAUCAGAGCCAUCUCACUCACCAUCGACACCUCGACCAUCACUCCCUCCCCCCGGUACGCAAUCUCGGUGUCAUCCUGGACCCCACCCUCUCCUUUGAUCCUUAUGUCUGCUCCGUCGUCAAGACCUCCUACUUCCACCUCCGCCGCAUCGCACAUUCAAGUCCCAUGGCUUCCAGAUCAGAGGAGGGUUUCUGCUGUCCGGUCUGUAAAGAGGUCUUCAGAGAUCCUGUUCUUCUGUCAUGUAGCCACAGCUUCUGUAAAGUCUGUCUGAAGAACUGGUGGAGACAGAAUCCAUUACACCAGUGUCCAGUUUGUAAGAAAAGAUCUUCAAGAGAUGAUCCACCUUUAAACUUGGCGUUGAGGAACUUGUGUGAGUCCUUCUUACAGGAGAGAGAUCAGAGAUCUCAAGAGGCUCUCUGCAGUCUGCACUCUGAGAAACUCAGACUCUUCUGUCUGGACCAUCAGCAGCCAGUGUGUCUCGUCUGCAGAGAUUCAGAAAAACACUCCAACCACAGAUUCAGACCCAUCGAUGAAGCUGCACGACAGCACAAAAAGAACCUUCAGGAAACUCUGGAGCCCUUAAAGGAGAAGUUAAAGGUUUAUGAACGAGUUAAAGUGAAGUUUGAUGCAACAGAAAAACACAUCAAGGUCCAGGCCCAACACACAGAGAGGCAGAUUAAGGAGCAGUUCAAGAAGCUUCACCAGUUUCUAGCAGAGGAAGAGGAGGCCAGGAUGGCUGCACUGAGGGAGGAAGAGGAGCAGAAGAGUCAGAUGAUGAAGGAGAAGAUGGAGGCUCUGAGCAGAGAGAUAGCAGCUCUUUCAGACACAGUCAGAGCCACAGAGGAGGAGCUGAGAGCUGAAGACGUCUCAUUCCUCAACAACUACAAGGCUGCAGUGGAAAGAGUCCAGCGCUGCCCCCUGCUGGAUGAUCCACAGCUGCCCUCAGGAGCUCUGAUAGACCAGGCCAAACAUCUGGGCAACCUGGCCUUCAACAUCUGGAACAACAUGAAGGACCUGGUCUCCUACACUCCUGUCAUUCUGGAUCCAAACACUGCUCAUCCAACACUGAUCCUCUCUGAAGAUCUGACCAGUGUAAGCGGAGGAGAUGACCGACAACUUCCUGAUAAUCCAGAGAGGUUUGAUCGUUACUGGUCUGUCCUGGGCUCUGAGGGCUUUAACUCAGGGACUCACAGCUGGGAUGUUGAGGUUGGAGAUAACACAGGAUGGUUACUGGGUGUGUCAGCAGAGUCUGUCCAGCGGAAGAGAGACAUAGAGUCUGGAUUGUGGGGAAUCAUCUUCAGUGAAGAUAAAUACUCAACAUAUUCACCAUCAGCUCUUCCCACUGUUCUCCCAAUAGAGAAGAAGCUCCAGAGGAUCAGAGUGAAUCUGGACUGGAACAGAGGAAAUCUGUCCUUCUCUGAACUUGAUACUAACACACACAUACACACCAUCACACACACUUUCACUGAGAGGAUGUUUCCAUUCAUUGGAACUGAGGAUAAACUCCCAGUGAAGAUUUUACUAACGAAACACAUCAGUUAGAGAUAAACAGGAUGAGCCUGCUUAUGGUGUUUUUUUCUUACAGUGAAAACUCUGAAUUUUAAAAGAACCUGUCCUCCUGUUGUCUCGUUAUUAUUAAGCUGUGUUUGUGAGGUGUGUGUUAAAAUCAUUUAAUUGUUUCUACAAAUGUGUUUAUUCAGCAAAGUAAGAAAAAAUUCCUUUCAUGCUCAUCAAAAAUAUGCAAAAUAAUCUUCCUGUUCAUGUGGUUUUAUUGCAUUUAGUCAGAGGACUAGUUGUUUUAAUUAAGGUGGUAGUGUCAGGUGGUGUUGAUUUGGGUUCAGACUUGAUGUAAAGAAAUGAAAAGCUGCCAGAUGAUCCAGAUGUGACUGAUCUGAUGACGGGAGCUGUAUUUCUUGUAACCUGUGACCUGCUCGCACUCUGUUCAUCUACUUUCUGGUAACGCUUUGUGGAAGACAAUAAAAAGGGAGAAGUG
Messenger RNA from Mugil cephalus (flathead mullet), 3184 nucleotides. RefSeq lists its product as uncharacterized. The record is from RefSeq and is a predicted model, not a curated record. NCBI's taxonomy places the organism in Eukaryota, Metazoa, Chordata, Actinopteri, Mugiliformes, Mugilidae. The transcript has 4 exons. Gene Ontology annotation, biological process: protein ubiquitination. Gene Ontology annotation, molecular function: ubiquitin-protein transferase activity; zinc ion binding; protein binding. The coding region runs from base 1 to 2733 and encodes 910 amino acids.